AUGGGAAACCUGAAGUUUAAUGUUGAUGCUACUUGGAUUUCUGAAUCUUUACCAUCUACUUAUGCUUUUAUUCUGAGAAAUGAAUCAGGAUAUUGUGAAGGAGGAAAGGCAGGACUUACAGCAGGUCUCAACCCACAAGAAGCAGAAGCUAUAGGAGUAUGGCAAACAACAGUUUGGGCCAAUGAAAAGCAGAUAAAGAAUUUCAGUAUUGAGGGUGAUUGUGAAAGUCUUUUUAACUACAUUAAUGGUCAGAAUGCAGACAUUUCUUGGAGAGCUAAAGAUUAUAUGCAAGAAGCUCAUAGAUUAGCACAUCUUUGUAACAAUUUUUUGGGUUUUGUUUUUGUGCCUAGAAUAGGAAAUCAAGUGGUUGAUAGUAUAGCCAAAUUUGCUAGAAAUAUAACCAACUCCUUUGAAUGGAAAAAGAUCCCACCUAUUUGUGGUAAAAAACAAUUCUUAGUAGAUAAAUUUAAUAUUGGGAGUCCCAUAAACCCCAUAUUAAAUGGCUCUACUUCUUUUAUAACUAUGACUCAGGUUGAGUCCUAG
This is a messenger RNA of Papaver somniferum (opium poppy), 543 nucleotides long. RefSeq lists its product as uncharacterized. Bases 1 to 543 code for a protein of 180 amino acids. The transcript has a single exon. Lineage: Eukaryota; Viridiplantae; Streptophyta; Magnoliopsida; Ranunculales; Papaveraceae. Gene Ontology annotation, molecular function: RNA-DNA hybrid ribonuclease activity; nucleic acid binding. The record is from RefSeq and is a predicted model, not a curated record.